AUGUCCCCUUUAGGGAGUUUCGGUGUUUCCUUGGUUAUGCUGGGGGUAUUAGCUGUUUUGCCCAGAGCGCAAAGUGCGUCUUGUGAGCCAGUCAAGAUUCCCAUGUGCAAGACCAUGCCCUGGAACAUGACCAAGAUGCCCAACCAUCUGCAUCACAGCACCCAGGCUAAUGCUAUUUUGGCAAUUGAACAGUUUGAGGGCUUGCUGGAGACAAAAUGCAGCCAGGACCUGCUUUUUUUUCUAUGCGCCAUGUAUGCACCCAUCUGCACCAUUGAUUUCCAGCAUGAACCAAUCAAGCCGUGUAAGUCAGUGUGUGAGAGAGCCAGGACCGGCUGUGAACCAAUACUGAUCAAGUAUCGCCAUAAUUGGCCAGAAAGCCUGCUCUGUGAGGAACUACCAGUCUAUGAUAGAGGAGUCUGCAUCUCUCCAGAGGCCAUCAUUACAGUGGAGCAAGGAACAGAACCAAUGCCGGACUUCUCAAUGGACUCAAACAAUGGGAACUGUGGUGGAGCUGUCAGUGAUCUUUGCAAAUGUAAGCCUAUGAAAGCCUCACAAAGGACUUACAUGAAAAGCAAUUACAACUAUGUAAUUCGAGCCAAAGUGAAAGAGGUAAAGGUGAAGUGCCAUGAUGCUACUGCAGUGGUAGAAGUGAAAGAGAUUCUCAAGUCUUCCCUCGUGAACAUUCCAAAAGACACCAUCACCCUGUACACAAACUCUGGUUGCCUGUGCCCAGAACUGCUCGUCGGUGAGGAAUAUAUCAUCAUGGGUUAUGAAGACAAAGAGCGUUCCAGACUUCUGCUAGUGGAAGGUUCCUUGGCUGAAAAGUGGAGGGAUCGUCUUGCAAAAAAGGUUAAGCGUUGGAAUCAGAAACUUCGUCUCCCCCGAAAAAGCGAUUUUCCUGUGGCACAAAACGGCAAUAAAAACAGCAACUCAAGACAAAUGCAGAGCUAG
Molecule: messenger RNA, 951 nt
Organism: Staurois parvus
Lineage: Eukaryota; Metazoa; Chordata; Amphibia; Anura; Ranidae
Source: the annotation of a GenBank genome assembly